GCGCAGCAAGUCCGACGCGUGCGUACUCAACGCUCGCCCAUAGGAAGCGGAAGGGAAAGAUGACGGCGCCGAGUGUCCCCACGCCGUUGUACGGACACGUGGGUCGCGGAGCCUUCAGCGACGUGUACGAGCCGGCGGAGGACACGUUCCUGCUACUGGACGCGCUCGAGGCGGCAGCAGCCGAGCUAGCAGGAGUGGAAAUAUGCCUUGAAGUAGGAGCAGGAUCUGGUGUGGUGUCUGCAUUCCUGGCUUCCAUGAUAGGUCCUCAGGCCUUGUACAUGUGCACUGACAUCAACCCUGAAGCAGCCGUGUGUACCUUGGAAACAGCACGUUGUAACAGAGUCCACAUUCAGCCAGUAAUUACAGAUUUGGUCCACGGCUUGCUGCCCAGAUUGAAGGGGAAGGUAGACCUGCUAGUGUUUAACCCCCCCUAUGUAGUGACUCCACCUGAAGAGGUAGGAAGUCACGGAAUAGAAGCAGCUUGGGCUGGUGGCAGAAACGGCCGGGAAGUCAUGGACAGGAUCUUCCCCUUGGCUUCAGAACUUCUCUCCCCAAGAGGGCUGUUCUACUUAGUUACCAUAAAAGAAAACAAUCCAGAAGAAAUUUUUAAAACAAUGAAGACAAGAGGUCUGCAAGGAACUACAGCACUUUGCAGGCAAGCUGGCCAAGAAACCCUGUCAGUUCUCAGGUUCAGCAAGUCCUAGUGUCCUGAGAGCCACUGAAGUAAACAAGAGCUGCCGGCAGCUGAACACGCAGUAGGCCAAAAAAUUUUAUCAGAAAUUUAUCAUUUAAAAAAAAAAAAGUGGAGCCAGGAGGUGAUGGCACAUACCUCUAAUCCCAGCACUCAGGAGACAGAGGCAAGAGGAUAUCUGAGUUCAAGGCCAGCGGAUAUGCAGAGUUCCAGGACAGUCAAGGCUAUACAGAGAAACCCUGUCCUGAAAACCAAAACCAAACAAACAAAACCAAAACGAAAAGAAAAAGGAAAGAAAGACGUGAGACCUGACAGAUGGCUCAGAGGCUGAGACACUGACCGCUGGUACAGAGGAUUGGGGUUCAGUUCUCAGCGCCCACAUGAUAGUUCAAGAGGGAACCUGCCUUGUUCUGACCUCCAACGGUACCAGGCCCAUACACAGUAUACAUACAUAAUUCAGGCAAAAUACCCAUACACAAUAACAAAAUAAACCUCACAAAAAGAAAAGAUAGAAAGCUGAGUCUUUUUUUUUUUUCAGAGAAUCAAGCGUAUGAGUUUUUCUGUACAUGUGCAAGUAAAUAUGUAUAUUUAUAACUUAUAUUUUGUAUAUUUAUAUAUGAAGGCAUGUUUGAUUUAGCCUUAGCUAUAAUAGCAAAGCAAUAUAAUUAUCCUAAAUGUCUACCAGAAAGAAUGCUGGUAAAAAAAAUCUCAGUCUAGGACUAGAGAGAUGGCUCAGUGGUUAAGAGCACUGACUGAGCUCUUCUAAAGGUCCUGAGUUCAAUUCCCAGCAACCACAUGGUGGCUCACAGCCAUCUGUAAUGGGGUCCGAUGCCCUUUUCUGGUGUGUCUGAAGACAACAACAGUGUACUCACAUACAUAAAAUAAAUGAAAAAAUAAAUCUUAAAAAUAAAAAAUAAAAUCUCAGUCUAUCCAUUCCACUGAACAUAUAGCCAUGAAACAUGUCAGUGUGUAGAUCCUGAACCAGAGGUUUUUUUGGUGACAAGUUACAACUAAGUGCAAAGAAGCUGCAGCUGAAUUUCAUCCCAUAUAUGCUAUUUUGAAAAGCCAGCCAAAGCAGUGUAUUGCUGUGUGUAUAUAACAAAGUUUGGGGAGAUAAACUACAGGAAUAAAAGAACUUCAGUCUUUUGUGGUA
Messenger RNA from Grammomys surdaster, 1844 nucleotides. RefSeq names its product N-6 adenine-specific DNA methyltransferase 1 (gene Hemk2). NCBI's taxonomy places the organism in Eukaryota, Metazoa, Chordata, Mammalia, Rodentia, Muridae. Gene Ontology annotation, biological process: methylation. The transcript has 6 exons. Bases 60 to 704 code for a protein of 214 amino acids. Gene Ontology annotation, cellular component: eRF1 methyltransferase complex. Gene Ontology annotation, molecular function: S-adenosylmethionine-dependent methyltransferase activity; protein methyltransferase activity; nucleic acid binding. The record is from RefSeq and is a predicted model, not a curated record.